Molecule: messenger RNA, 1960 nt
Organism: Linum trigynum
Lineage: Eukaryota; Viridiplantae; Streptophyta; Magnoliopsida; Malpighiales; Linaceae
Source: the annotation of a GenBank genome assembly
GUAUCUCCUCGAAAAGUAUAGUGAAACUGGCUCUUUCCUGCCCGUGGACUAGCUAACACACAUUGUGUUAGUGACCCACGUAAAUCGUGUAUGUGUGUGCUUUCGUUUCUUGCAUUGUUGAAUCCUCCUAUUUCCCAAUCCGCAGAGCAACAGUUGUGACAAGUGGUAUCAGAGCCUGGUUGAAUAUCAAGCAAGGGUUUUGAUUAUGAAGAAUGAUGUCGGUAAACAUGAUUAUCGAUAAGUUCACGGGGAAGAACAACUUUGCUAUAUGGCAUAUCAAAAUGCAGGCUUUAUUGAAACAACAAGGGUUGUGGGGGCCGGUGUCUGCGAAGCAGAAGAAGGCAGCGGUCGAUGACUAUGAGUGGAAUACCCUGGAGGAGAAGGCUCACUCGACUAUCAUGCUAUCGUUGUUUGAUGACGUCAUCAUUGAAGUCACUACUGAGAAGACUGUCCCGGGCUUGUGGUUGAAACUGGAGAGUCUAUACAUAACUAAGUCUCUAACCAACAAGCUGCAUCUCAAGCAACGGUUGUUCAGCUUGAGGAUGCAAGAAGGUACGCCUUUGAGUGAACAUUUGGAGCAACUUUAUUCUAUUUUGUUAGAUUUACGCAAUAUAGAUGUGAAAGUUGAUGAUAAAGAUGCUGCCCUAUGCCUGCUUGUGUCUUUGCCGAGUUCAUAUGAUAACUUCAUAUAUUCUUUUAUUGCUGGUAAAGAUAGCUUGUUGUUGAAAGAUGUUCGAUAUGCUCUUCAUACGAGAGAGAUCAUACAUAAGACGUCUGGAUCUAGUACAGGUGGUGAAGCAUCGGGGUUGGCUGUUACAGGUGGAAAGGGAAAGAAACUUAUUUUAAUUUCUUUUUUCAUUUGACAAUCCCAAUUUAAGAUAACAAACUUAUUUUAUUAGGUAAGAUUUAUUAAGGGUUAUAGGUAUAAUAUGCCCCUCUACUAUUUUUUACUUCAAACAUGCCCUUGUACUUUGAAAAAAUUAUCAAACUUGCCUUUUUGUUAAAAUUUCCAUUGAUAAAAUCGUCAAUCAUGGUUGAACCGAGAUUUAGACGACCCGACAUCGGCAAAUGGGAGUGAAAAUGUCAAUUUUGUCUCCCGCUUUAUUUCUCUGGGUCUCUUCAAAGUGAAAUUAUUUGAAUUAUUUGGCUAUACAAAAGAACAAGAAAAAAAUUCUAAAGUGAAAUUAUUAGGGAUAUUUUAGACAUUUGUGCCGCCCAAACCAAAGUUCGACCUUGGUUAACGGUAUUGGGAUGAAAAUUUAAACAAAAUGGCAUGUUUGAUCAUUUUUACAAGGUACAGGGGCAUGUUUGAUGUAAAAAAUAGUAUAAGGGCAUAUUUAAUAAAACGUCAUAAUAGAGGGGCAUAUUAUACCUAUAACCCAUUUAUUAACUUUUGAUAGAUUGAUUAUCUAAAUUCUGGAAGCUUAAUGGGAAAACAAAGUAACAUAUACAUGGCGAGUUCUACAGUACCCUGGGUAAAAUCCGAGGUACCGCAUACCUUGAGUAUGAAAACACUAUCUAGACCUUGAAUUGACCGAUCUUUCGGAUAUGAUACUAUACUCUAACACUUAAAGAUCAAAAUCUAGGUGUUAACUCUCCCAAUCUUAUACUCCAAGAUCAAUUUUUAAUUAGAAACAAUAAUCGACGGUUAUGAUUCAUCCAAAUAUAGGCACAGAAAGGAAUGCACCAUCUUAGGGUUUAUAGAUUAUGAUUUAGAUAAUUAUGACCUACGGUUCACUCAUUAAGGGUUAGGGUAUAAUUUUAGACACAAAAAUCCUGGUAAUUCAAGGUCUAGAUAGAGUUUCCAUACUCGAGGUAUGCGGUACCCUGGAUUUCACCCGGGGUACCAUAGAAGCCACCCAUAUACAUAUAUGGAUAUAAACAUGUCACAAUUGCAUUCCGAAAGCAUAAUUACUUGUGAAUUAGUUUCAUGUAGUUUUAUUAAACUUUACACAUUUUA